Molecule: messenger RNA, 141 nt
Organism: Paramecium pentaurelia
Lineage: Eukaryota; Ciliophora; Oligohymenophorea; Peniculida; Parameciidae
Source: the annotation of a GenBank genome assembly
AUGAUUCAAGUACAACAUUAUAACUUGAAACUACUUAACUUCCAAAAAGAGUUUAAAUAUUAUUAAAAUAAGCAGUAUUUUAAACCAAAUUUUUAUAUUAUCUUAACAAUAAGAUUUGAAUAAUAGUAUUAAAUUAUUUGA